Blepharisma stoltei is the source of this 633-nucleotide messenger RNA. The record is from the annotation of a GenBank genome assembly. Lineage: Eukaryota; Ciliophora; Heterotrichea; Heterotrichida; Blepharismidae.
AUGGUAAGAUCAACAUAGUCAAAUAUCUUCAAUUUCCACGGUGGCUCAGUCCUCGCAAUCAAAGGCAAAAACUGUGUCGCAGUUGCAAUGGAUCGUCGUCUCGGCGCCCAAUACAAAACAGUCAGCACAACUUUCCAGCGUGUCUUCAAGAUGACUGACAAGUGUGUAGCAGGCUUUAUCGGCUUAGGAGGAGACGUCCAGACAAUCGGUGCCGACUUGAAGUACAAGCUUAAUCUCUAUACUUUGAAAGAAAACCGACAGAUCCAGCCCAAAACUUUGUCAUGGCUGAUCUCCAAUAUGCUAUAUGGCAGAAGAUUUGGCCCAUAUUUCAUAGAGCCAAUAGUGGCUGGCUUAGACGAAAAUAAUGAGCCUUAUAUUUCGACUAGUGACUCGAUCGGGUGUAUGACAGAUGGAGAUAAUUUCUUUUGCAUUGGAACUGCUUCUGAAUUGAUGCUGGGGGCAUGUGAAAGCUUUGUUAAGCCUGAUUUAGAGCCAGAAGAACUUUUUGAAGUGGCGUCGCAGUGCAUGUUGUCAGCCUUAGAUAGGGACGCGUUUUCAGGGUGGGGUGCAGUAGUUUAUAUCAUUACGCCGGCUGGAAUUACUGCGAGGACAUUAAAAGCUAGGAUGGAUUAA